AUGAGCUACUACGGCUCACUUCACACCCCAUCCUCCACCAUCGUGCCCCCCUCUGCGUCAUACAGUUCUGCCUCCGCCUUCAGUUCAGUGUGCUCAUGCUCGCUUCGCUACCUCUUCCAUACUCCUCUACUCACUUCAUCUCUCUUUCGCUCUAUUUAUCUCGACCCACCUUCAUGCCGGUAUUCCCAAUUUUCCGCUUGGUCGCCCAGCCAUUUACAUAUUGGUAUCCUCUUAUCGCCAAAAACCCCUUCCACGGGUUCGACCCUUCCGACACUGCUCGUCUCUCCAUCUGCUACUGGCACAAGUGGAGAGGCUCCUACACCCUGGGCCGGGAUAAAAUUGACCAAUUGCCAAAGUGGCUCCGUCUGA
This is a messenger RNA of Protopolystoma xenopodis, 369 nucleotides long. The record is from the annotation of a GenBank genome assembly. NCBI's taxonomy places the organism in Eukaryota, Metazoa, Platyhelminthes, Monogenea, Polystomatidea, Polystomatidae.